AUGUUUCCCCUCCGCAGCGUUCUUAUGUUUGUGCUGACACUUUGCUUGGUGUGCAGAUUUCUAGAAGGACAAAAGUCCUUGAACGUACUACUCUUUCGGAAAAUCGUCACCGACCACCACAGGAAGUUCAUAUCCCUGUAUGAGGUUGCGAUCAGCCGGGACCACACCACGGUCAACUUCACACUGAACCUUGUGCGCAACAUCACGGCGGAUAUAUGGCUUAGGGCUACGAUAGGGCAGCGGGUGUCCAAGAACGGGGAAUCCUACCGGGACGUCUUCACCUACAACGUGAAUCUCUGCCAGGUGAUGGGCAGGGGCAAGGGCAAGGGCAACAGCCUGAUCAACUUCUGGCUGAACAGCAUCCUCAGGCACUCCAAUAUGCCACAAAUCUGCCCACUCAAGGAGGGCAACUACUAUAUGCGCAACAUCCGAUCGGAAAAGGAGACCAUUCCGCGGUUCAUUCGCUCGGGCAGCUUCCGCAUAGACUCUAAUGCUUAUGUGAGGGACUGGCACGGCGCCAAUUUGACAGUGACAAUCGCUUACGUCGACAUAAAAAUGAAGUGA
Messenger RNA from Drosophila erecta, 564 nucleotides. RefSeq lists its product as uncharacterized. Lineage: Eukaryota; Metazoa; Arthropoda; Insecta; Diptera; Drosophilidae. Bases 1 to 564 code for a protein of 187 amino acids. The record is from RefSeq and is a predicted model, not a curated record. The transcript is spliced from 3 exons.